Messenger RNA from Lichtheimia ornata, 912 nucleotides. RefSeq lists its product as uncharacterized. The coding region runs from base 1 to 912 and encodes 303 amino acids. The transcript is spliced from 4 exons. NCBI's taxonomy places the organism in Eukaryota, Fungi, Mucoromycota, Mucoromycetes, Mucorales, Lichtheimiaceae. The record is from RefSeq and is a predicted model, not a curated record.
AUGGCAACCACCACCAUCAAAAUUGGCUACGUACCCGAGCAUUUCUCAACCCCUUUGUACAUUGCUCGCGACCAAGGUUUCUUUGAGGAGAACAGUGUGUCAGUGCAACUUGUUUGCUGCCCUGGUGGCACUGGUGAAAUGACACAAAAGCUUCAAAAUCGGGAGAUUGAUCUUGCGAUUGCAUUGACGGAGGGACUUGUUGCUGGUAUUAGCAAGGGCCAAGAUUGGUACAAGAUCGUGGGCACUUACGUCGAUGCACCUCUCUGCUGGGCUAUCUCUACUGGUUCUCAAUCCAAGCAUGGCUCCAUUGAUACAUUGAACCAUAGCAAAGUGGCCAUUUCGCGAUAUGGCUCUGGAUCACACAUUAUGGCCUACGUGUUGGCUGAUCAACAAGGAUGGCUUGAAGGCAACAACAACAAUGAAUCGGACGUGUUUGGUUUCAACGUGCUCAACAACUUCCAAGCUAUGCGAGACUCUGUCAAUGAUAAUUCAUCCGAUUUCUUCAUGUGGGAAACCUUUACUACCAAGCCAUACCAUGACUCGGGUGAAGUGCGACGUAUCGGUCAAAUCACGCCCCCAUGGCCUGCUUUCCUCUUUGCUGCUCACGUGGAUCUUUUACAAAACCAUGCUGCUGAUUUGCAACGUACGCUCAAAGCUAUCCAAAAAGCUACCGACCUCUUUGUGGCUCAAAAGGAAGACACAUCGGUGCAACUGGUCAUGAACAUUCUCAAUUACAAGGAAGAAGAUGUUCGCAACUGGUUCAAGACCGUGUCCUACGCCAAAGAUCAUUCGCAUGUAUCAAGCCGUGCUCUCCAAGUCACUGUGUCCACUCUCAUCAAGGCUGGUGUCGUUAAUGCACCUGGCCCAUCUCCUGAAACUCUUUGUGAUCUCCAAGUCGCCGUCCUCGAAUAA